UAUAUAAAUAGGCCGAUGUGCCCCAGUCAGUGCGUUGUCUGUGCCUGGAGUCGCCAAGAUGCAGAUUCUCCGGAUUAUUCAAGUUGCUUUGCUCGCAGCGGCCGCGAACGGGGCCAAGCUGCCCUCCUUCCCCCCGCAAACCUCGUACAACUACGAUCCCCCAAGCGUCCCAUCCGGGCUCUAUGAAACCCCGGUGGCUCCUCCCGAGAACCCUCCUGAGCCCAAUAGCCUCUAUGAAGCCCCCGACGACGACGACGACGACGAACCUUCCAACCUUUACGAGACGCCAGGAAUUGCGGUUCCUACUCCUUCAGAACCGGCAGUCCUGUACGAAAUUCCGGACGAGGAGCCAAGGCCCUCGGCUGUGUACCAAAGCCCUAUCGAAGAGGCCCCCGUCCCAGUAAAGCCUGUGGUUAUCUACCAAGUCCCUCAGGAGGUCGCCACUCACGUGGAGCCAUCGCCCGCCUACGAGGCCCCGCAGCCCCAGUACAGCCAGCAGACGAUAUUCCCCGGGGCCCCUUCAGCGCCCGCAGACCUUUACCAAGCCCCGCAACCCAGGAAUCUGUAUGAGGCCCCUGCCCAACCAGCCUCAGUGCCUAAUACUUUGUACGAGGCUCCUCAAGAACCAGCUCCCAGUGGCCUGUAUGAAGUUCCUGAGGAACCAGCCCCAGCCCCAACUGGCCUAUAUGAGGCCCC
This is a messenger RNA of Penaeus vannamei (Pacific white shrimp), 696 nucleotides long. Lineage: Eukaryota; Metazoa; Arthropoda; Malacostraca; Decapoda; Penaeidae. The record is from RefSeq and is a predicted model, not a curated record.